GUGACUUCGUGCCUAUCAUGCGUGCAUUCGGACAAAUGUGUGGAAUCGACAUCUGGAGCGCUUUGUCUUUGCCAUCAUGGUUAUCGAGGACCGAUCUGUGACGAACCUGGAGAGAUCUGCGAUACUGUUAAAUGUCCCCAAACACAAACGUGUAGACCACUGAUUGCUAUUGGUGAUGCUCAUACAAGAUGCGCAUGUCCAAUAGGACUCACUGGCCCAAAAUGUCGGCAAAGUACUGUAGCAUCCUUAGAUGAGAACAGUCUAUUCAUCCAUCAAAGCCCUAACGUUAUGAUAGGGUCGUCCUCUGGUCCUCUACCAUACGUGCUCAGUGUUUCUAUAAGAACUACUGUACCAACAGCACACAUUGUAUCCGGAGAAAAUAUCUUUGGACAAAGACUUUUUUCGAUAAGUUUAGCUGACGGACGUUUGAUUAUCUCUAUCCAAGGCACAACAUACAGAAAGCUUAUCCCGUACAGCAUCAAUGAUGGCACUUGGUACACGUUUCGCCUGGAGAAGAGUGAGAAUGAUUUGGUCGUUUCGGUUGUGAACGAGGAUGGGUAUCAAUUGCUGCUACAGUCGCUUCCCCGACAAGCUACGUUCGACGUUUUCGCUACUCGCAUUGGCAAAGUCGCCGAAUCCGAGUUUUUUGUGGGCUGUGCGGCCGACUUAGCCAUAGGAGACGUGGAAAUCGACCUCGCUUCAUCCAGCAGAAGUGCAGGAAUAAGUUCAGGUUGCAAGCAUACAGAUCAGUGCUUGCGAAAUCCUUGCCUCAAUGAUGGAGCAUGCGUAGAUCUCUGGACACAUUCAUCCUGUGUCUGUCAACCGCCAUUUUUGCCCCCUCUUUGUAUGCACUCACUGCCUCCUAGUACAUUUGGACAUAACAAUCUGACUUCCACUGCUGUAAUUCAAAUACCCUCCACGAUCUCUCACGAUAUGCGUUACGCCACCAAAAUUCAGCUAAUCCUUCGGUCAAACCAAGCAAAUGAUGUGAUUCUGUUCCUUGGUGAGACAGGCGAUGAAUUGGCUACGUUUACCUCAAUCUCACUAAGGGAUGGUCAUGUAAUUGUUCGAUGUCGCGCUGGAGGUAAAUCAGUGUAUGAGUUGAAAUCCAAAAAAGUAGUGGACGAUAACAAAGACCACAUUGUGCAAGUAAACCGACAAAGACGUCAGGUUAUGCUUCAUAUAGAUGGACAACUCGAUGUGGAGGGCAGCAUUCAGUCAAGAUUUGACCAUCCUGUGUUUGCGGAAAAGUUACAGUUGGGGAACAGCGAAGGUGUAUCUAAAGACGCUUUCACCACUGAUCUAGGAUUCAAA
Molecule: messenger RNA, 1314 nt
Organism: Strongylus vulgaris
Lineage: Eukaryota; Metazoa; Nematoda; Chromadorea; Rhabditida; Strongylidae
Source: the annotation of a GenBank genome assembly